CGACCGCGGACCGUCACAGUAGUGGGCGCCAAAUCGAACCCCUCCACCGCCGGUCUCCGUCGACAAAUUCGCCGUUUUGCCGUGGAAAUACACUCAAAAGAAGGAAGCACACAAAUCAAGAGAGCGAAAAUGGAAGGUUCUCAGCCGCCGAUAUUUAGCGUUCGAAUAGUUUCAAUUGACUACUACAUGGCCCCUCCUGUUCCGGGCCUUGGCAUUUGUUACAGCUCUUUCCAUGGUGGGAAGGUGAAUGAGGUUCCUGUUAUAAGAAUAUAUGGGUCAACGCCGGCUGGGCAGAAAACUUGUUUGCACGUACAUAGAGUUUUACCUUACCUUUACAUACCCUGCUCUGAUCUGGGCUCUAUACAAAAUGAUGAAGUUGAUUCAUGCAAAGGCUCUAUUUCCCUUGCCCUUGAGAAGGCUUUGAAGCUUAAAGGUAAUGCUGGCUCAAAGCGUCAGCAUGUGCACGGUUGUGAUAUUGUACAGGGAAAGAAGUUCUAUGGAUAUCAUCCUUCAGAGGAGUUGUUCACAGGUGCAGUAUUGGAAAAGACAUUGCAGCCAUAUGAAUCACACAUUCCUUUUCUUCUUCAGUUCUUGAUUGACUACAAUUUGUAUGGAAUGGGCCUUUUACAUGUUGCAAAAGUGAGGUUUCGCUAUCCUGUUCCAGAUGUUUUCUCCCGAUGGAAAGAUAAGCACCAGGCCAAACUGAGGCGAUCCCAAGAUGACUCAACUCAAAUGGACUUUCAGGAUGAUUUAGGUGGCGACUUAUGUCCAAAAACACCAAUAUGGAUAUCAUCUACUAUUCCGCAAGGGUGGAUCGGGCAAUUUUCACCUGGACCUGGUUCUUCCAUAAAUGAAGAUAUUACACUCCCCAGACGUCAGAGUACCUGUGGGUUGGAGGCAGAUGCUGUAGUACAAGAUGUCAUAAAUCAGCAGCUUAUAUCGUAUGCAUCUCUCUCACAAACGGAUUCCAAAGUGAAAAUGGUUCAGUCACUAAUCCCGAUUUGGGAGGAAGAACACGAGAGGAAUGGAGUGCCUGAGGCCACACCUUCAGUUUCCCAUGGGAAACCACUUCCCCAGGAUGUAUUAAGAAAUCUUUCAGACGGGAUUGAGUUUGAAAAUCUUGUGGAAUUGAGACCUGAAGCAGAAAACAGGCCACUUUUGACUCCAGAAUCACUUGAAUCUUCUAAAGUUUGUGGAGGUUUGGCUGGCUCUGAAAUUGCUGAUGUUGCAAAUAACAAUGAUCUGCCUUCAAAAUAUUUAAAGGCAAGUGGCAGGGUCGAAUCAUUAUUACUAUUAGAUUCACCAUUUCGGGAUGCUGAUGCAGCCGGAACUGAUGUCAUAGAUGCGGGUGAUGAACUGCAAUUAUCUGGAACUGAAGGACCAUCAACUGCAAAGGCCAUGGAUGAAGAUGCCUUAAGUCUCUUAAAAUGGCUUGCAUCUUCUCAAGCUGCAGAAGAUAUCAAUUCAGAUGAUGAACUUGCUCGGGAAACAAUUUUGAGUCCCUUACUCCCUUCCAAACACAUUGAGAAGGUCUUAGAGAAAGCCAAUGUUGACUAUGAAAGUGAAUCGCAGAAAGAGUGUCAGGACAUCCUUGAUUCUAUUGAUAUGCUUAAUUUCGAGAAAUCUGAAUGCAAAGCCUCUUGUCCUGUGGAGGUUAAUCAGUCAUUUGAAUCUCUGUUAGAUAGAAAAAUACCACAAGUGGAUGGCUCCAGUGAUGACUUACAGCCAGUAUCUUGCCAGGACAAAAGUGAAGCAAAGGCAAAGCCUCAUGUGGAACGCCAAUCAUGGCCGCAAUCGGGUUCGACCUUUAUAGGUAAGAACAGAAUGAAGAGACCUCGCUGGGGUUCUUUGCCUAUCUCUCAUCAAAGAGCAAAUGACAAUGUUCCUCCUGAUACAUUGUGCAUUCCCAAAGGAAUUGAAGAGAGAAAAGAAGGUUCAGGAACUUCAUGUUUGGGGGAUGAAUCAAAAAGAUCUUUAAUUGUACAGGAUGAUGAGCAGAAGGGUAUUAGUUGCAUGAAACAAUCUAGUGCUGGAUUGGCAUGCUCACCAAGGGAUUUGAUGAGGAGAAAACGGUCACAUAGAACUGAAAUCUUUGAGAGUAGAAGUCAGGAAGACUUGAAAGCAGAAUCAUGCCCUGAUGCUGAGUGCCUGAUGGGAUAUAUUAAUCCUGACUCAAAGUUAUGUAACAGUAUUCAAGAUCCAAGGGAUGUUAUUUCGAUUUUGCAUAAUUUUCCAAUGAAAAACGAGGAUGCGAGGGUGUGCCAUGAGGCUGUCCAUUUAAUGACAACCACUUCUUCUAUUGCUGCCAUUGAAGUGUCACCUCUGUCAUCCAGUAAAGAGAACUUAGAGGAGGGAAAUCUGGCAAAGAAUACGAAUCCGGGGGAUGUGGGAUAUGACUUGUGCCUUGGUCCUAACGAGCUCGAACUUGCUUGUGUUUCAAAAACUGAAGUUGUCUGUGAAGAUUAUCCUGGUUUGUUUGAGCCUUGUGGGACAUCAGAAAACUUAAACAAGGAAUAUGAAACUGAAAACCUAAUUGGUAUGACCUUCUCUGUGAGACCUCCAACUAUAAAUUGGACAGAUGAGCCCACGAGAGAAGGCAGUAACAUUCAUACAUCUAUUCAGGGAGAUAUUGCAGAUAAUUACCUCCCUUUUUUCUCCCCAGAGAAAGUACUUGAUGGUGUUAGCCCUAGAAAGUGCAAAAGUGAUGGAAACCGAGAACCAGUACUGGGUGUUCCUACACUUUUUCAGAAUGAUGGGUCAUAUUUAUUCAUGCUGACCCCUGCUGCCUCACCUCCAUCGACAGAAUCUGUUAACAGAUGGCUAACAUCCAAUUCCUCUAAUAAUAUCUUGGAGCAGAAGACAAACGUUCCAUCACCCUUUCAGAAUAUGGUGGAGUUGCAGGGUUCUCAAGCUCACAACGGCGAUUCCCCUUUGCCUGAGUGUGCUCCUUUGUCCGGAGAAAAGCUUGAUCAAAAGAACGGCACUGUGGAAGUUGAGAGUAUUAAUGUGAAUAAGAAAAAUAUAUCAACUGCCUGCUCGAUGGACAUUUCUCAAAUAUCCGGCCCAGAUAAGAAUACGAGGCAGACUCCAUUGAGUCAAAUCGGUUUCCGUGAUCCAGCAAGUGAUGGUCAAGGGCAGCAGCUAACGUUGAUGAGUAUAGAGGUCCAAGCUGAAUCCCGAGGAGAUUUAAGACCUGACCCGCGAUUUGAUGCCAUCAAUAUCAUUGUUCUUGUUCUUCAAGAGGACAAUGAAUCUACACUUGACACCCUUGUGCUUCUGCGUGGUGGAUCUUUUUAUGCUGAGAAAGACCUUGACGCUGUUUCAGGGUCCACGGUCUCUGUUUUUACUGAAGAACAAGAAUUGCUUAAACAUUUUAUAAAAAUUGUUCAUGCUACUGAUCCAGAUGUUUUGAUGGGUUGGGACGUACAAAGCGGUUCUCUUGGAUUUUUGGCCGAAAGGGCUGCAUUUUUGGGUGUUGGCCUGCUAAAUAGUAUAUCAAGGACACCUUCGCAAAUAAAUGUGCCUCCUGGAGAUUCUGACACUUCUCAGAAGGAGAUGGGGGCAUUGUUUUCCCAAUCAGUAACUGCUGAAGCAGUCCAUAUUGAAAAUACAUUAAUAGAGGACGAGUGGGGAAGAACACACGCAAGUGGUGUUCAUGUAGGUGGUAGAAUUGUGCUUAACAUUUGGAGACUGAUGCGGAAUGAAGUUAAACUCAAUAUGUACACAGUUGAAGCUGUAGCUGAAGCAGUUCUGAGGCGAAAAAUUCCAUAUAUCCCUUGGAAAGUACUAAAACAAUGGUUUUCAAGUGGACCCGGACGAGCACGAUACAGAUCUAUUGACUAUACACUGGAGAGAGCAAAGUUGAACCUGCAGAUUAUGAAUCAGCUCGAUAUGAUAAAUCGAACAUCAGAACUUGCUCGAGUGUUUGGUAUCGACUUUUUUUCAGUUUUAUCUCGAGGCUCACAGUAUCGUGUUGAAUCGAUGUUCCUUCGAUUAGCACACACACAGAACUUUCUUGCCAUAUCUCCUGGAAAGCAACAGGUUGCCGGUCAACCAGCAAUGGAGUGCUUACCUCUUGUUAUGGAGCCAGAAUCUAAAUUUUAUGCCGAUCCUGUUAUUGUUUUGGAUUUCCAGUCUCUGUAUCCAUCAAUGGUAAUCGCGUAUAACCUUUGCUUUUGUACCUGUCUAGGGAAGUUUACAUCUCCAAAUUUGAAUAUUCUUGGUGUCAGUUCAUAUUCACCAGAUGUAAAUACUUUACGCAAUUUAAAACGUGAAUUACUAUUGACACCGAAUGGUGUUGUCUAUGUUCCUUCAAAAGUUCGGAAAGGGAUACUACCUAGGCUGUUAGAAGAGAUAUUAUCGACCAGAAUCAUGGUGAAAAAAGCGAUGAAGAAGUUGGCUCCAUCUCAGCUAGUUCUUCACAGGAUAUUAAAUGCCCGACAGCUUGCUUUGAAGCUUAUAGCAAAUGUUACUUAUGGUUACGCCGCUGCCGGAUUUAGUGGACGCAUGCCUUGUGCUGAGCUUGCUGACAGUAUUGUGCAGUGUGGCCGUAGAACACUGGAAUCUGCUAUUUCUUAUGUCAACUCGAAUGACAAGUGGAAUGCCAGAGUUUUAUAUGGUGAUACUGAUAGCAUGUUUGUACUUUUAAAAGGGCGUUCUCUUAGGGAAGCUUUCACGAUUGGACGAGAAAUUGCAUCAGCUGUAACUGAAAUAAAUCCAAAUCCCGUCACUUUAAAAAUGGAAAAAGUUUACUUCCCGUGCUUCCUCCUUACGAAAAAGCGGUAUGUUGGUUAUAGUUAUGAGUCCCCCGAUCAGAGCAAACCAACCUUUGAUGCUAAGGGUGUUGAGACGGUUAGGAGAGAUACUUGCGGGGCUGUAUCUAAAAUGAUGGAGCAGUCACUGAGGAUCUACUUCGAAAGUCAGGAUAUUGAUAAGGUCAGAGAAUAUUUGCAGCGCCAGUGGACUAGGAUAUUAUCAGGUAGAAUCUCUCUUCAGGAUUUCGUUUUCGCAAAGGAAGUCCGCUUAGGGACAUAUAGUGCAGGUGCUUAUUCACUUCCUCCCGCUGCAAUUGUGGCCACUAAAUCAAUAAAAUCCGACCCACGUGCAGAACCACGGUACGCCGAGCGAAUACCUUAUGUAGUCGUUCAUGGUGAGCCCGGGGCCCGUUUAGUCGAUAUGGUAGUGGACCCACUUGAACUUCUGUCAAUUAAUUCCCCCUUCAGACUGAACGAUGUUUACUAUAUUAGGAAACAGAUAAUCCCAGCAUUACAGAGAGUAUUUGGUCUUGUUGGGGCCGAUUUGAACCAGUGGUUCUUGGAUAUGCCUCGACCGGCACGUGAAGCUAUCGGAAAACGAUAUUCUUUUGCUCAGAAUCCACAGAGGAUGAGAAUUGACUAUUAUUAUGAAUCGAAACAUUGUGUUCUUUGUGGCGAUUUGGUUCAUGGAUCGGCCCAUUUGUGUCACAACUGCUGUAAGGAUGAAAGAACUGUUGCCGCAGCCUUGACAGGGAGAACUUCAAAACUUGAGAAGGAUUUACAGCACCUUGUUGCUAUAUGUCGUCAUUGUGGGGGCGGAGAUUGGCUGGUCGAAAGUGGAGUGAAAUGCCAAUCACUUGCGUGCUCGGUUUUCUACGAGAGAGUCAAAGUCCAGAAGGAGCUGAUGUCACUCACUGAAGUUGUUACCAAGUCUGGUUUGUACCCUAAGUGUAUGGUAGAGUGGUUUUAACUUUUAACUCUAAAUACAAGCAAUUUGAAUUUUUUUUCCUCUUUCUUAAAAAAAAAAAAUUACAAAGAAUUUCACAUGUAAUUUCCACUGAUAUGUAAAAAGUUACUUGCUGGUGGAACAUGAAAAAAUUAGGAGAUUCAUCAUGUAAAUUCCCUUUUCCACUCACUUAAGGGAUUCUGAUUAUAGUGUUUAUGCUGAUAUAUGUAUUUUCUUCAUGUUGUUCUUCUCUGGGUUAUACUACCAAAUUUGACACAAAAAUCU
Molecule: messenger RNA, 5985 nt
Organism: Striga asiatica
Lineage: Eukaryota; Viridiplantae; Streptophyta; Magnoliopsida; Lamiales; Orobanchaceae
Source: the annotation of a GenBank genome assembly